CGCACUCCGGAGGGAGAGCAGGGGCUGUAGCCUUCGGACCCCUCGGCGGCCCGCACCUGCCCCCCGCCCCAGAGCCCGCCCCGACUGGGCAGCUGGGGGCGCCCCCACCUCUCUCCCCCCGGGCCUGGGAGCCGGGGGCCAGCGCCAGAGCCCGGGGGGAGUGCGGGCGCGCCUGCCAGCCGGCCAAAGCUAAAAGCAGCUAGCACUGCCCUGGUCCAGGUGGAGGCCGCAGAGGGUCCGGGGCCAGCAAGGGCAGCAAUGGUUGGUCCUGACGGUGGCUGAGCCCCCAGCCCCUGGAAUAUGCAGCCCGGGAGAGCCCCAGGCAGCGGUGAGGACACGGUGGCGGAGCGGGGCGGGAGGCAUGGUCUCCACCUACCGGGUGGCCGUGCUUGGGGCGCGAGGCGUGGGCAAGAGUGCCAUCGUGCGCCAGUUCCUGUACAACGAGUUCAGCGAGGUCUGCGUGCCCACCACCACCCGCCGCCUCUACCUGCCUGCUGUUGUCAUGAACGGCCACGUGCACGACCUCCAGAUCCUCGACUUCCCACCCAUCAGCACCUUCCCUGUCAACACGCUGCAGGAGUGGGCAGACGCCUGCUGCAGGGGACUCCGAAGCGUCCACGCCUACAUCCUGGUCUACGACAUCUGCUGCUUUGACAGCUUUGAGUACGUCAAGACCAUCCGCCAGCAGAUCCUAGAGACAAGGGUGAUCGGCACCUCGGAGACACCCAUCAUCAUCGUGGGCAACAAGCGGGACCUGCAGCGUGGACGUGUGAUCCCGCGCUGGAACGUGUCACACCUGGUGCGCAAGACCUGGAAGUGCGGCUACGUAGAGUGCUCCGCCAAGUACAACUGGCACAUUCUGCUGCUCUUCAGCGAGCUGCUCAAGAGCGUCGGCUGCGCCCGCUGCAAACACGUGCACGCGGCCCUGCGCUUCCAGGGGGCGCUGCGCCGCAACCGCUGCGCCAUCAUGUGACGCGCGCUGCACCCACUGCGCCCGGGGCCGGGACUGCGGGGACUGCGGGCACUGCGGGGCUGGAGCCGGGAGGGGGCAGGCAUCUGUGGGAACUCUGAAGACCCAGGCCUGAAACACGCCCCCUGCAGCCACGCACCUCUAGCUGAGUGGGCAAGAGGGAGCCUCCCCAUAACCGCCUAGCCCUCCCCUGUCCCCCGCAUUUGUCUUCCUGGGACGGUGCCUUCAGUGCUGUUGCGGUGCAGUGCCCGGUCCAGUCCGGCCCCAAGGAACACCGCAGCCUUUUGCGAUUGGGAGAGAGGAGUAAAUUGGAGGGUGCCUACGGGUGGGAAGGUGCUGCCUCGGCUGAACCACCUCCUUCCCGUCUUCUCCAGCGUGGGUCAUCGCCUUGCGUCUUCCUUCCCCGUGUCAGUCUGUCCCCAAAGGUCUGUGGGUACCCUCCACCACCCCGUCCUACCCAGCUCCGUUCACAGGGCUCUCAUUCUAUCCACUCCCUUGUCACAGAUCCUGGCAGCUUCUGUGUGAGGCCAGCAUUUUGUCAGUUGGCACCACUGGCACAGGACAGAGAGAUGCAAUUGACCCAAAGAUCAGUCAGGGUCUGAGGGUUGAGGUCCUAAGUCAGUCAUGGGGAGAAGGCUCAGUGCUCCUCCUUUCAGGGAGACCUUCCCACCCUGCAGCCCCCAGAGACACAACAACCUACCUUCCAGCCUUAACUCGAUGGUCCGUCCCUGCCGGGUGCCCCUCAACCUCUUUUCCUGCUCCCAAAGCCAGAUUGACUCCCUAAGCUACUUUCUUUUCUUCAAUCAUUUUUAUUAUUUAUUUUUAAGCCAGAGCAUUGUUCUCCUCUGACUUAAGGUGGUGCCGAGGGAUUGAAUCUGGGACUUUGGAUCCUCGGGCAUGAAAGUCUUAACCAUUAUGCUAUCUCCCCCCUCCUUUUUUUGUUUUUGUUUUUGUUUCUUUUAUUGACAGUAUGGAGAGGGACUUUCCCAGAGGAAAGCUUCCCCCCCCCCUGCCCCCAUGAUGUCAGGUUCCAGGUCUCUGUUCCCUCCUGCAUUGUGUGGUCUGCCACAUUAAGGGAUGUUGGGAGUGUUGGGUUAGGGGACAGGGCUGGUGGUGGGUAAAGUGAUACCCAGGAGGUGAUCAGAUUGUGCUAAUGAUGACUCUGUCUCCCCACCGCCCCACCCAGUCUGACUUCCCCAGACUCUGCCUUGAACCUGAUCGAGGGGAAAGGUAGAGUCAGGAAAAGGCUUAUGGAGGCCCUUGUGGUUAGGGGAGAUAUGCCCACAUCUCCACCCCUAGAGGGAGGCUCUCAGGAUCUUGUCCCAACCCCUCUUGUCCCAACCCCAGUUGGCCCUAUGUCCUGACUCACUCCACCCCAUAUUUUUCCGGCUGCCUGGCCGGGUUUCUACCUCUCGUCACCGGAGCUGAUCACUGUCAGUUUUGUAUUGAUUUAGAAAUAACAAAAAUCACAAAGCUACUAGGAAUGGCCUGAGGGAUUCUGACCUCACCAGGGGACUUAGAAGGCAGGCGAAAUGGUACCGGUUCCCUGGCCCCCUGGCCACAUUCUUGAGACUGAGCUCCAGCCCUGGUCUGGUGGGACGAGAUCCAGGCCCCUUCUUUAGAAGAGGGGCGGAUGGAACCACCCAGCCUCUGUGUAGGCAGGAAGACCAGGAAAUCAGGUAGCCCAGAGUGGUGAUGGAAAGGAACCAGGGUGAGGGGUCUUGGAUGGGGAGUUUGUCAUCCAGAUCCAGUGUGAGAGGGAGUCUGCAGUUCUCUCUUUUGCUUCUCCAGCUGAUUCCCCCUCCACCCAUAGCGUAAUGCAGCUCCACACUGACUGCCCCGGCCAGGGGUGGUCCAGUAUUUCUGGGUUCUGGUCCCUGCUGUGCUGCAUGACUUUGGGCAAGUGACCAGCCCUCUCUGAGCCUCCCUCAGAAUAGAGGUGGUGGCUCCCCUUCCCCACACCUUACAGUGGCUGGAAGGGUUAGGAAGAGGGCCUGCCCCCUUGUAUUUCUUUUGUCCUUGACCCCUGGCUAACCAGGAGGACAGGAUGAGGGAGGGCAGCAUCUCACAUGCCCUGUCACUCACCCCUGGUUCUGAGGCACCUGAGGUGGGGGUGGGAGCCCCAGGCCUUCGGCCACCCCUGUGAGGAGGGAGGGCACUGGAAUGUAUUGCCUGGCCAACCCCCCCCACACACACCCUCCACUUCACCCCAGGUCAUUGAUUUGGAUUUCCUCCACCCCCAUUCAGAGUCACUGUCCUUUCCCUGCACCUCCCUCCUCCCCACCACCUCGGGUUUCCCACCACAGGGUCUGGAAGUGCGUGUGACGUCCAUUGCGCUGUAAUUGGAAGACAGAUUAAAAAUCAGGGAGUGUUUUCCCUCCUUUCUGUA
Erinaceus europaeus (western European hedgehog) is the source of this 3359-nucleotide messenger RNA. It is a transcript of the gene RASL10B, whose product is annotated as RAS like family 10 member B. The coding region runs from base 362 to 973 and encodes 203 amino acids. The transcript has 4 exons. The record is from RefSeq and is a predicted model, not a curated record. Lineage: Eukaryota; Metazoa; Chordata; Mammalia; Eulipotyphla; Erinaceidae. Gene Ontology annotation, molecular function: GTP binding; GTPase activity.